UUCAAGAAAUGAGCUGAUGUCCUAUGUUUGAAAAAACGCCCACUGGGCGUGCAGAGGGAGCAUCGUCAGCAUCAGGACCCAAGGUGGGACUCAGGGGGAGAGUCAGUCUGACAGGUGGAUCACAGGCUCUUACAGAAAGCAUGCACACUGGAUGUCUGCAGGACGUGUCGGUUCGUUUCGACUUAACGGCGUGAUAAUGAAGUCAUUUCGGUCGUCAGGCUUUUCAGAGGUGGAGCAAUGAAUGGAGAGCUAUGAUGAUGUCCUGCCAGGUUGUGUCCAAACCCAGGAGACCGGCUUUACGGGGAGCUGGUUACCUGUUACAUUCUCAGUCCUCCUGCCUUUCAAUGACAGAGGAACUUUUCUUGGAAGCUGCAGAAUAUGGCAACAUUCCUGAUGUGCGGCGGAUGCUUGAGGAGCUGCCAGAACUUGAUGUCAACUGUGUGAACUACAUGGGCCUGAAUGCGUUACAGCUGGCAGUUGCCAAUGAGCAUUUAGAGGUGACAAGGCUCCUGCUUAAGAAGAAGGACCUCACUAGGAUAGGAGACACUUUGUUGUUAGCUAUCAGUAAAGGCUACAUCCGUAUAGUGGAGGCCAUACUGAACCAUCAGGCCUUUGCAGACGGACAGAGGCUGACUAACAGUCCCAGCAAGGCAGAGACACAUGAUGACUUCUUUGCUUAUGAUGAGGACGGCACACGUUUCUCCCACGACAUCACUCCCAUCAUACUGGCUUCCCAGUGCCAUGACUAUGAGAUCGUGCAUACACUUCUUAUUAGGGGGGCGCGGAUAGAGAGACCCCAUGAUUACUUUUGCCAGUGUGGGAUCUGCAGUGAGCAGCAGAAGUUUGACUCAUUUAGCCAUUCACAAUCACGCAUUAAUGCAUAUAAAGGUUUGGCCAGUCCAGCGUAUCUGUCCCUCUCCAAUGAAGACCCUGUGAUGGCAGCCCUGGAGCUGGGGAAUGAGCUAGCAGUUCUGGCAAAUAUUGAGAAGGAGUUUAAGAAUGAGUACCAGAAACUGUCCAUGCAGUGUAAAGACUUUGUGGUGGGACUCCUGGAUUUGUGUCGAAACACAGAGGAAGUGAAGGCCAUCUUAAACGGGGACUCUGAAGCAUGUCAGAACUCUCAAACCCUCAGCAGACAAAACCUCAUCAGAUUGAAACUUGCAAUAAAAUAUGAGGUUAAAAAAUUUGUGGCACAUCCAAACUGCCAACAGCAACUCCUCUCCAUCUGGUACGAGAACUUGUCUGGACUGCGUCAGCAAACCACAGCAGUAAAAAUCCUUCUGGUCCUUGGUGUCGCCGCCGGGUUGCCUGUCUUGGCUUUUAUGUACUGGAUAGCACCAUCAAGCAAGUUGGGGAAACUGAUGUGUGGCCCUUUCCUGAAGUUCGUAGCGCAUGCAGCUUCUUUUAUAAUAUUUCUUUGCCUACUGAUCCUGAAUGCAGCAGACCGGUUUGGGGGAACAUCGCUGCUGCCUAACAUGACGACCCAUGAUAACCCCUCACAGCUGUUUCGUAUGAAAACCACCCCCUUCACCUGGAUGGAGAUCCUCAUCAUCUCCUGGGUCAUAGGAAAGAUCUGGGAAGAAUGUAAAGACAUCUGGUCGCAGGACAUCCGGGAAUAUCUCUCAGAACCCUGGAACCUUCUUGAUUUUAGCAUUUUGGCCAUUUUCAUGACCUCGUUCAUUGCAAGGUUAAUGGCUUUUUGGCAUGCAUACUCCGCUCAGAGUUAUGUUGACAAGCACUAUAAUGGCCUGUCCAACAUGACCUUGCCCUUUGAGAUACAGUAUUUCCAGCUGGCUCGAAUCAACUGGAUGCCCUCAGAUCCCCAGCUCAUAUCUGAAGGCCUCUAUGCAAUUGCAGUUGUGCUGAGUUUCUCACGCAUUGCAUACAUCCUGCCUGCCAAUGAGAGCUUCGGGCCUCUGCAGAUCUCUCUUGGAAGAACAGUCAAGGACAUUUUUAAGUUCAUGGUUAUUUUCAUAACAGUUUUUGUGGCUUUCAUGGUAGGAAUGUUCAAUCUGUACUCGUACUACCUCGGAGCCAAGCACAACGAUGCCUUUACAACGCUUGAAGAGAGCUUUAAGACGCUCUUUUGGGCCAUCUUUGGCUUGUCAGAAGUGAAGUCUGUGGUUAUUAACAUCGACCAUAAGUUCAUUGAGAAUAUUGGCUAUGUUCUGUACGGGGUGUACAACAUCAUCAUGGUGAUUGUGCUGCUGAACAUGCUCAUUGCAAUGUUUAACAGCUCCUUCCAAGAGAUUGAGGAUGAUUCUGAUGUUGAGUGGAAGUUUGCCAGAGCUAAGCUGUGGUUCUCGUACUUUGAGAACGGUGGCACACUGCCUGUGCCCUUCAACCUCAUACCCAGCCCCACGUUCGUCAUUUCCAUCUGGCUGGCUUUAAAGCAGUUUCUCUGGGAUGGACCUAAAAGCAAAAAGAAAGAAAAUUCACAUGAUGAAACGGAGCUUAACAAGCUGAGACAACAAGAGGAUCUGAAUGUGGUGGCAACACUUGGCCCUACCUCUCACCACAAAAUAAUGAAUCGCCUCAUUAAAAGAUACAUCCUCAAAGCACAUAGAGAUAAGGACAAUGAUGAAGUGAAUGAAGGUGAGCUUAAAGAAAUCAAACAGGACAUCUCCAGUCUCCGCUAUGAGCUGCUGGAAAGAGGAGAGCAUGACAUGCAGACACUGGCAAAGCUCAUCAGGCAACUGGGAGAAGUCAUACAUGUCCAGAAGAAUGAAAAUCAGAACAAUUAGACGGUUAUUCUUUCUUUAAAGAAUACAAACAAAUGUAAAUAUAGAUAUGUGAAUGAUGUGAUUACUUGAAAAGCUCACAGCAUACACUUCAAACAUAAACUUUAAAUAGAACCAACAAUGUUUAACAUCCUAGAUUAUUUUCCUUUCAUUAAAAUGAAUAAAUGUGUAGUCCCUGUA
Messenger RNA from Notolabrus celidotus (New Zealand spotty), 2921 nucleotides. RefSeq names its product transient receptor potential cation channel, subfamily C, member 6b (gene trpc6b). NCBI's taxonomy places the organism in Eukaryota, Metazoa, Chordata, Actinopteri, Labriformes, Labridae. The coding region runs from base 252 to 2744 and encodes 830 amino acids. Gene Ontology annotation, molecular function: protein binding; store-operated calcium channel activity; inositol 1,4,5 trisphosphate binding. The record is from RefSeq and is a predicted model, not a curated record. The transcript has 12 exons. Gene Ontology annotation, cellular component: membrane; cation channel complex. Gene Ontology annotation, biological process: calcium ion transmembrane transport; manganese ion transport; regulation of cytosolic calcium ion concentration.